GCGGGCUCGGGGCGCCCCGGGUGCAUCAGCUUGUGCCGCCGCCUGCGUGCAACAGCAAAGACAGGGAACGCUGGGAAGGAAUCAUGCGCUCGUCCCAGCAAACCCUGCAGGAGCAGCAAGCCAGGUUAGACGGACAGUGCACCUGGAAAAGUAUUGGCGAAACACUUCACUUUUGCCACAUUUUAUUAUUCUAAAAUGGAAUACCUUUUAAUGCUCUCCACACAGCACCCCAACACCACAGCAGGAACAAAGAUGGUUUGCUCUAACUACCCAUGUGCGUGACAUUUCUUACCUUUUCAUUCUUAAGACGUUUGCAAACAUUUCCCAAAUCUUUUUUUCACGUUGUCACCGUGGGGGGUUGUGUCGACAAUUUCGAGGAAUAAAAUGAAUUUAUUCAAUUUCAGUACAAGGCUGUCACAUAAGAAAAUGUGGGAAAAGUGAAGCUCGAUGUAUUGUGUGUGUGCGUGCGCAUCUGUGCGUGUGGUUUCCCCUCCAUCUCUUUCAAGCUUCUCGUACGUCUUCUGACAAUUUCUGUUCCACUUUGCUCGAUGGUGACUGGACAGCGAUGGCGAGCGAAUCCCUGACUUCAUUACACGCAAAGACUCCGCCCCUCGCCAUCAGGAGCGGGAGGGAGAGGAGUUUGAGAGGGACAAGGAAGAAGCGGAGGAAGGAGGCGAGGGAAAGGUCAAAGCCACGCCCAAUAAGCAGACAGACGACCUGGCUCUUAGGCGGGUUUGUGCUAGGCCACGCCCCCUUCACCGGGACGGACUCGUGAGCUUGGCGCCUGCCACCAUGAGCCAAGCAGACAUGCAGAAGUGGGAGAGGCUGAGAAUGACUGAACCAAGGUGCCCCCUCCCAUACACACUCCGAACUGAUGGCAGAAUCAGUAACGUGUGCAUGCGUGUGUGGGUGUGUGCGUGCGUGCGUGUGUAUGUGUGUGUGUGUGGAAGGUCCCAUUACAUUAAAUAACACGUUAUUUGUUUCCUUCAAACUCUCUUCCGCCAGGGAACCUAAUUCAUUUUCUUCAUAAAGGUACACCGUUCCUGCUAGCUUUUGAUAUCACCGGGACGCUGGUCUACCCCCGACUUGUUUGGAUCUCAAAACGUUGCAACCUUUUUCCCACAGAAAGCCAUGUAAAAAGUCAAUUCAUUCGUUCCAGGGUCAAACUCUGACCAUCGUAGAAGGUAGUAGCUGUCAACCAAUCAAAUGUUCAGCAGUGUUGUUUUUGGCAUCCAUUUUAAUUUUAGCAACAUUUUUGUCAGUUCUGUAUGUGAUAGUUUUACUUCAGUUUUAGUUGACAAAGACUAAAAACAUUUCAGUUCAGUGUUAGUAAAAAAUAAUAAUAAUAAUAAUAAUAAAAUAAUUUAAAUAGUUUAACUCAUUCAUUCCCAGCCAUGUUUUCAAAAGACAACCCCUUCACAUGGAACCUACCCAAAGAAAGGUUGGACUCUCAUCUUUCAUCAGGAAAAAACAUUUGUUUCUUCCUUUUUCUGUUCUUCUAAUCAGUAGUAGAACAUUACGUUACGUUUCAGGAAAAUAUCAGCUCACAACUAGAAUUUUUUGGGAACUUUUUUUUUUUUUUUGCUGUUGUGACAGCUCAAACAGCUAAACAACUAUACCAACAUAAACAACACAAACAUGUGUUGUUUUGUAUCCAAGUAACAAUUUAUUUACAAAUAUAACACCACCAACUAUUUACAAUUUUCACAUUUGGAACUAAACUGCGUGUGUGUAUGCGUGUGCAGUUGUGCAUGCGUUAAAAUUUCCCUACAAUGCGUAACCUUUCGCACACUAUACUCCUCCACGCUCUUCCACUUCCUCCUUGCUGCCGAGUGUGUUUGUACAUGCAAAUGAUCCAUGCCGAGCUCUUACCAAAUUGACUUCUGCCACUUUGUGGCCAUUUUUAAGGCUUAAAACGGCUCGAAAAGCGACCUCUAUUAGUGUGCAGUUGUGUCAUCACGUCUUUUUGCCUCUCGUGCAAAAAAACGUAAAAGACCUAUAAAUACAUCUUUAGUAUUGGAUGAGUUAACUAUUGGAAAUUGUUUUUAGUGUUUUUCGUCAUCCAAUUCAUCUCUGUAUACAAAGUACACAUCCUGUCAAGGUCUACUGGUGGAUAAAUGUAGGUAUAGCAUGUCUUAAAAAACAUCAUACAACAUAAUACCUUGGUUAACAUCCUCCUCGGUUAGCGCUUGUUUGGGUUAGCAUCCAAAAAUGUUGCAAAAAUGUUGCCUUGGCUUGCGUUGGCGCGCUUGUUUCGCGUCCAAAAUACUGUCCGGUUUGUUUACGCCGCCAAAAAAAACAUUUGACCAUUUCAGCUGCUGUUGUUUUUUUUACAUUUUCCAACUAUUUCAACUUUCUUCUUGUAAAUGAUCUUCUCGUAAUCAUGACUUUAUUCCUGUAAGAUUUUUAUUCUUGUAACAUUAUAACUUUAUCCCAUUUGUUGUUUUGUUGGUUUCUCAUAAUAUGCAUCAUUUUACAAAAAAAAUGUCUCUCUUAAAAAAAUAUUUCAACUGCAUGCUACUAAAAUAACAUAAUUUUUCCUCAUACUAUUACAACGUUGUUCUUUUAUUUAUUGCUUUUUCUCGGUAGAUUGCAACUUUUUCUCUUAAUAUUUAUUCUUUUGAAUUUUUUUCUUUUUUGCUGUUGUUGGUUUUUGUUUUGUUUUCUUAUAUUUUGUUUUGAAUGUGCCGUGGGCCAAUAAAAAACAACAAAACAAAAACAGCGACUGUCCCCCGGGCGGUGCCGCAGUUCGGACAGCCCUGCAUUAAACCAAGACAUAAAUGAGGUGGUUGGGAUGAAUACAUGAGGUACUUUACGAAUGCUAUUUCUCAAAGAUGGCACAGGAAAAUUAAUAUGGUGCUGCCUCGGUUAACAUCCUGCCUUGGUUAACGUGUUUUUCAGUUAACAUCCCAAAUUUUUGCUCAAAUUUUGCCUCGGCUUGCGUUCGCCCGCUGCCGUUAGGUUUGUUUACGCCGCCAUCUUGGAUCACUCGCCCAAGACGAAAACUCAUGCUAAUUGCACGUGAUCGCGCAAUGUGUUGUGGGCCGCAGGCGCCAUUUUAGGACAACAGAGUUUGUUGUAGAGAGAUGCGCGUGGCAACAAACACAUGGGCCGAGACAAGGGUGCCAGACCUCCCAGUUUUACCGCUUCGUCAUUUCAGAGGUAUAAGAAUGGGUUUGUUUCCUUGUUUGUCUUCAAAAUAACUUGAAAAGUUUAGAAUGGAUUUGGGUGAAAUGUUCAGGAAUUGUGGGAAACGGGAUAUGGAAGAACCGGUUAAACUUUGGGAGCGGUCCGGAUCACCGUCUGGAUCCAGGAGUUUUUUAAAGGAUUCUUUAACAUUGUGAGAUAGCACCGUUUUUGGCAUUUGUGCAUAUAACUCCACAAAAAAUGGUCUAAGCGCUUCAGGAAAAAAAUACAGGACAGCUUUCCGACAGGUUGUACAAAAUAUCAAAGACUGAUCCAGAUCAUGGAAUCAUUCCGGAUACUAUGAUCCAGAAUAGGUAAAAAUAGGGGAUCUUUGGAACUGUCAUCAUAGGAAAACAAGAAAUGAAGCUAUUUUGAUGCAACCAACACCAUUAUAUAUAGCAGGGAUGUCCAAAGUGCAGCCCGGGUUCAUUUGCGGCGCAGGGUUGUGAUUUUUUUUUUUUGUCUAAAAAUUAAAUUUAACAAGGAAACUAAAAAAAAAAACAACAGCAGCAAAAAUGGGAAAAUCUAUCAAAAGUCCAAAUAUGAAGAGAAGAACUGUAAUCUAAUCUCAAAAGUUAGAUUUUUUUUUUUAAGUCAAAAACAAUGACUAAAGUUGUAAUUUUUGGAAACUUAGGUUGGGGGGGAAAUGUAUAACAUGGGAAUAAAGUCCAAAUAUCACAAAGGCGACUCUAAAUUGUCCAUAGGUAUGAAUGUGAGUGUUUGUCUAUAUGUGCCCUGCCAUUGGCUGGACACCAGUCCAGGAUGUACCCCGCCUCUCACCCGAAGUCAGCUGGGAUAGGCUCCAGCAUGCCCCCACGACCCUAAUAAGGAUAAGCGGUAUAGAAAAUGGAUGGAUGGAUACAGAAAAAGUCAACAGCAGAAAUGUAAAGUAAAGUCAAAAUAUUAACAAAAAAAACAUUUCUAAUGAGAAAAAAGUUGCAAUUUUAUGAGAAUAAACUUGUAAAAUGAGGGAAAAUAUCAUUUUGGUAUUUAAAAAUAAAGAAAAAAUACAUUAUUGUUUUAAAAGGUAUAAAGUUUUUUACAAGAGGAAAGCUGAAAUGAAAUAGUUGGAAAAUUAAAAAAAAACAGCAGAAAUGGGGAAAAAACAGCUGUAAUUUCAUGACAAUAAAGUCAAAAUAUUCAGAAAAAAGUCAUAUUCGAAUGAAGAACAAAAUUCGCAAUUUUGCAAAAAGAAACUGGUAUAAUUAUUGAAAAAGGUGAUUUUUAGUAGCAUUUCUCCUCCAUUCCAGAUAUGUUCCAAAGGUGAAAUGCAGGUGUUUCUUCAGCUACAUGUAGGCUACUGUAGCUUCCUAGCAUGUCUACAUGUGCUGCUUUACUAAAGAUCAAAGUGGCACAGUUGCAUCCUUUCACUUUUCACUGCGUGGCGCUCGCUGGAAAAAGUUUGGACACCCCUGUUAUAUAUCCAAGACACUGUGGAAUCUGGAUUUGUUGGAUCUUCAAAAGCUAUGGAGCUAGAUCCAAAAGAAAAUGACGGAAAAUGCCAUUUUUGGGAAUAACUACUGAACUAAUACUGAUAUCAUUAUGAAUGCAAUUGCUAAAUAUGUAGAUCAAAUAAAUGUAGGACUAAUAUUUAUGCUGUAAAUGACAAUAUGGGGGGGACUACGGGAUGAAUUGGGUUUACAUCGUUUUCUGUGGGAACGUUUGCUUUGGUUCAAGCCGGACCUUCCGAAAGAGAUCCGUGACGUGGACCGAGGCGCUCGCGUUUGUGAAAAUGCGCCCCGUAGUGGCUGCUUAUUUCAUGAGGCGAGCAGCUUUAAGUCUCCCUUUCGCCGGCUUUAUUCUCCUCGUUAUUGUGCGCUCGGUUGCAGUCUGACAUGCGCAGAAAGAGCAGUGUGGGUGUGUGUGAGAGAGACAGAGAGAGGCAAUUGUUGGCUGUGUGAGCUGCAGAGGCUUUUGUGUUUGUGGUGGGGGUGCUGAUGUCAGUAGAUAGCAUAGAGGAGGUUUUGUUUGCGCCACCAGAGGACGUUUGUGUCCCUAAAAAAGAGGAAAGUCACAUGAAACACUUGCUGUGAUUGUGUGCACCUCUUCUCCUUUCUGUCUGAAUGAUGUCCCUCCUUUCAUUUGUCUGGACCCGCUCAUUUUGCGCCGUUUUGUGUGUGUGUGUGUGUGUGUGUGUGUGUGUGUGUGUGUGUGUGUCACAUGACAAUCUACAGCCAGCCCAGCCCCGCCCCCGUGUGUCGGUCUUGUCUGGACAAAACGUACGCAAGCUCCCCGGGCAAAUCGGUGACGUUUGGCGGCGUGACAGAGAUCGGGCGGCCGGUAGGCGUGCAAGCACCGAGCGAAGGGGCGGGGUCGGAGUUGCUCGUGCGACUCCUCUCCGAGGCGACCGUCGCCGUGCCGACCGUUGGCCUGGGCUCCCUGCUGUCAGAGCGGGAACGCAGCCUCACUGAUGGAGCCCAAACCCGUGAAAGCACCCCCAACCUUUCACCCGGAGCUCCAGAGGCUCCUUGCUCCCCUGCCGAGCUGCACGCCGGUCUGGACAAGAGGAUGAAGGAGCAGCAGGAUGAGGAGGAAGAGGAGCAAGUGAGGACCCCAGAUGUCCGUAAAGAUGACAUGAUGGCGAGAAGAACGGGAGUGUUCCAUAAGCAAAGCGUGUCGGCGGCAUCUCACAACCGCUUCCUGCCUCCGCCCGCCUCCACGCGCUGCUCCCGAGGGGAGGGCAGCGCUGGCGCCCAGGAAGUGGACUGGAUGAAGAGCGGGAACAUCAGGUGGGACGCUUGGACUGAGGCACGAGCUUGUGCGGCGUCGCUUCAGACAUCUCAUUGGGGUUUUUGUCACAGAGACGCGAGAGAUGAGAUUCCACACCUAAGAGUGAAGCGGGAAUGUGUUGAUGGCGGUGGUGAUUGUGGCGACGCAAACGGACCUACGCCUGACACGGAGAAGGAUGACAUGAUGUCUCGGAGGACCGGGGCCUUGCAUAAAUCAAAUGUGGCCUUCAGGCAGUUUCUGCCGGUGCCAGGGGGUGUGAAGCAGCCGCCGAGCAAACCCGACCUUGGUGAAAAGGUGGCAAGUGAAAGCGGCGUCGGUGUGGCGGCCCGACAUCACACUCCAGCCCCACAGAGGCCCACUGCGGAUGACACGCACCAAAUAGGGGAUGUCCUUGAGGCGCCCGCGUCCUUGUCCUCUCUGUCCCUCUGCCUGGAGGCUGUCCUCCCAUCUUGUAGGGAGGCAGAGUUAGGAAGCAAGAUGGCGAGGGCUGAGGAAAGGAUGGAGGAGGCACCAGAAAAGAAAGCCUUGUGGGUGGAGGAUGAUGAUCUGCCACCAAUGAUGACGAGCCGGCGAGUUGCUUUCAGGUCUGAGGACACUCAGAGCGUGAGCCUGAGUGAUAUGGCCAACGACGACGAGGCGGCACACGCGACGCAGCCGCUUAGCGUGUCGCCUCACGAGCGCAUGCACGAGCAGUACAACUUCCAAGAGGACGACGACCAGUGGCAAAGCGACCUGGCCCGCUGGAAGAGCCGCCGUCGCUGCGCCUCGCAGGAGCUGAUCAAGAAAGAAGAGGAGAGGAAGAGGAUGGAGAGAAUGAAGGAGGAAGGAGGCGACUGCAGCAAGAGGAAGAGCAUCAAGACCUACAAGGAGAUCCUGGAGGAGAAGGAGCGCCGAGAGGCGGAGCUGUGCGAGGCCUACGGCAGCGCCGCCACCCCAGAGGAGGCGGCCGUGGUUCUGCAACGCUACGCUCUCCGCUUCACCAUCAGCGACGCCACACUGGACUACCUCAAGCUCCCCAGGUCCACCUCAAACCCCAAAGAGGCCCUAAAUCAGGUGGACCGUGAGCAGGGAGCAGUUCCUGACUCUGAGGCGGCGGAGUCAACAGAGCACAAGCGCGUGAAAUGUGAAGAGAUGAAAAGAGCGGGUGAACUAGCAAAGCCACUUGACGCUUCCUCCAGCCCACUGACACCCAGGGAGCCACUCCACUCUCCAGAAAACAGACCAGCGCUGUCCCGAGAAUUCCAUCAACCUCCAAUCCAAACAUCUCCGGAACCUCCCAUCACAGUAGACGCACCAGCCCGGCCCAAAAGCACCCCACCUCGGGUCGCACAGGCGCCGCCUCCCGCCGUGAAGCCCCCGCAGACGCUGCCCUCGCCGUCACGACCCAUUCCCCUGCUGGCCGCCAAACCCUACUGCCAGCCCCGCAGCUCACAUGGAGUCAAGAUGGACGGCCUGGUACGAGUGAGCGGGGACGCUCCCGCUUCCCCGCUGCAUUCGCCGUCAGAGAAGAAGGACCUUCCGGCCAACGAGGCUUCCUCCUCGGCGCCUGAAAGCGUCCACCAGACGCCUCCCCAGGCGUCAUCCUCCUCAUCCUCGUCGUCGUCGUCCUCCUCUACCAUCAGCUCGCUGUUCAGCGGGAGAAACUGCGUCACCAAAACCACCAUCGUCACAGAGCUCACUCAGACCGUGGUGGAGCCACACCCCCUGGAGGACCACAGCCACGGCCAGGUGAACGGCACCGCCACAUGUGAGGAGGCCGCAGGAGAGCGGCAGGCCACGUCGCCAUCUUUAGCCUCUUCAACCACCAUCAGCAUGCCGGAAUAUUCCCCUGCCCUCACAGAAGGACAGGAGGAGAGCAGCGUGAGCAUUGAGACCCCCAUGUUGAACUUGGCUAAGCGUGUAAAUCACUGGGUCUGGGACCCCAAUGAGGAGCGUAAACGGGUGGAAAGGUGGCAACAGGAGCAGGAGCGCCUCCUUCAGGAGCAAUACCAGAAGGAGCAGGAGAAGCUGAAGAAGGAGUGGGAGAAAGCCCAGUUGGAGGUGCAGGAGCAGGAGCGCAAACACAACGAAGAGGAAAGGAAGAUCUUGGAGGAGACCGUAGCGCCCCUCAGUCCCUGCGUCCUUGUCCAGCAGCAGGCGGCCCAGACGGGCCCAGGGUCACCGCCUUCACAGGUCAAGGACGCCACCAGCAGCCUCAGGAUGCAGCAAAAUGGCCAAAAAGAGGAUUGGCAUGCAUCAAAGCUGCACUUCCUGCAAGAUUCCGUGUGUGAGAGCGAGCCGUGGAAGAAGCCAGAAAUGUGGAAGACAGCUUCUCUGGACCGGAACGUCCAGCCCGGCGUGCCGCAAGGCGUGAAAAGCAGGUGCGAUUCCCAUGACGGCAUCACGGGAAAACAGCAGCAGCAGUCGCCUCCGUCACCCAGCAGGUGCGUUAGCGGGAAGAGGCUAUGCUCCGCUUGUUCUCAGCCGCUGGGGAAAGGAGCGGCCAUGAUCAUCGAUACCCUGGGCCUGUUUUUCCACAUGCGCUGUUUCAAGUGCGGCCUGUGCCAGGGGCAGCUGGGCGACGCCACCACCGGGACAGACGUACGGAUCCGCAACGGACUGCUGACCUGUCACGACUGCUACAUUGCGUCACGCGGCAGAGGACAGCCCACCACGCUAUGAUGACCUAUCAUCUCUUUUCUACUGGAACACACACCUCGAGUAACUUUCUGGACAUAUCCGCCCCCCAUUUGUAUUUAACCAUGAACUGGAACAUACUGGACACCAGAUCAUAUAAACAUACACACAGGAGUGUGUUUGGAUGCUGGUAGAGCUGUGUAGCAUGAUGAGUGUGUUUAUCAUGACUAUACGGUACAAAGACUAAGCACAAUGCAUGAAAUAGAUCAAACUACAAUGAUUUGAUGUUUGAACUUGAGUGUGAUGUCAAGGUAGCGCCGCCAUUACAAUGCCUUACCUUCUCAUUCUUUACACGCUUGCAUGCAUGCGUAUACAGCAUAAUAUUACAGUUACUGCAAGUGUCCCUCUGAGGGAAUUUUGUGGGUUUGACAUGCUUGUUUGCUAUUUCAGUUUGUCAUCACUUCCCUCCGGAUUUGACAAUGCAUGUUACUUCUAGUCUUAUUUCCCUUUAAGGUGUUUUAACCGUUCAACCAGUGCCUUAUGGAGUGAAUGCAAGUGUGUGCAGGAGUAUUUCACGUGCGUGUGUGAGAUUUGACUUGAAGAACAGUUCUAUACCAGCAAAGAAACAAGUGGAUCAGCCUCUCCUCAUCCCCUUCAAACUCCUCUUGUUGUAUAAGCCUAUGCUAAACCACUUGCUGCUUCCUGGUUAUUAGUAUUAUACGACUAUUGUCCCGUUUCUCUCAUUUCAUAACAUCCUCCGCCCUCCCCUUGUCUGCCUCGGUCACAAGUGUCACCUCCCAACGCCUCUUUGUUUCGUCUCACCGAGGAACGCUCUUCUCUGUCUUUUAAAGCAAAUGUAUGUUUGUCAAUAAAAUCUUCCAAAAUGGAUA
Messenger RNA from Dunckerocampus dactyliophorus (ringed pipefish), 9422 nucleotides. Its product is annotated as LIM and calponin homology domains-containing protein 1-like. Lineage: Eukaryota; Metazoa; Chordata; Actinopteri; Syngnathiformes; Syngnathidae. The record is from RefSeq and is a predicted model, not a curated record. Gene Ontology annotation, biological process: positive regulation of stress fiber assembly; regulation of focal adhesion assembly. Gene Ontology annotation, cellular component: stress fiber. Bases 5347 to 8577 code for a protein of 1076 amino acids. Gene Ontology annotation, molecular function: myosin II head/neck binding. The transcript is spliced from 18 exons.